Fusarium venenatum is the source of this 753-nucleotide messenger RNA. RefSeq lists its product as uncharacterized. NCBI's taxonomy places the organism in Eukaryota, Fungi, Ascomycota, Sordariomycetes, Hypocreales, Nectriaceae. Gene Ontology annotation, biological process: regulation of signal transduction. Gene Ontology annotation, molecular function: protein phosphatase inhibitor activity. The record is from RefSeq and is a predicted model, not a curated record.
AUGGCUUCCGCUGUUGAAUCUCCCCCGGCGCACUCGCCUCCAACUAAUCCUCCUCAGCGACCUCGAGGUAUCCUCAAGAACUCGUACAGGAAUUCUCCUCCUGCCUCGCCUGAACAAGAGCACGCAGCCAACGAAAAGGAGCUCACCAUCGCCAAUACGCACAUCAACGCAGGCCACCGACGUUCGUCCUCUGGCGCUCGCCCUACAGGAUCCAGAAGACAAUCCGGCGUCAACAGCUCUGACGGCCUCGAACAGUCUCAACGCCUCAAGUGGGACGAGGCUAAUCUAUAUCUCACGGAGCAAGAGCGCUCCUCUACUAUGAAAAUCACCGAACCAAAGACUCCCUAUGCCAAACACUACGACCCGGCCGAAGACCCAUCCGACGACGAGGGUCCUCUGGCGGACGCUGGUUCUCGCCUUCAGGAUUCACGUCCAAGCCGUGAAGAUGACAUUCCGGGCCUUUCGCUGGGCGAACCGGAAGAGGAGAUCCCGGAAGCGGGCGCGCCGUCACCCCGCGGCGAAAAGAGCGUCCACGUCGACGACGAGAGCAGCAUCGGCCACGACGCCGAGGAAGACUUGGCAGGCAUGUCUCCCGAGGAGCGUGAAAAGCACCGAAAGUUUGAACAGCUCCGCAAGAGGCAUUACGAAAUGAAGAAUGUGGCCCAGCUUCUGGGCCACCCCGAAGAAGAGGACGAGGACGACAAUGUGCCGCCCAUGCCACAGGUACCGCAAGUACCCAACGGCUCUGCGUAG